Messenger RNA from Acanthoscelides obtectus, 834 nucleotides. The record is from the annotation of a GenBank genome assembly. NCBI's taxonomy places the organism in Eukaryota, Metazoa, Arthropoda, Insecta, Coleoptera, Chrysomelidae.
UGUUCGAUUGCAUGAAUCACUUCAUUUAGUCAUUGAUGCAGUAAACCAAAUCCGAAGCAACGCCUUGAAUACGCGGUUAUUUUCGCAGUUGUGUGAAGAAAAUGACGAACACUUUCAUCAAUUACUCAUUCACACUAAAGUACGCUGGCUGUCGAAAGGCUUAUGUUUGGCAAGAUUUUUUGCACUUUUUGAGACUAUUUUAGAAUUUCUGGAUACUAAAGAUAAAAUUUUAAAAGAAAAUUUAAUGAAGAGGAAAACAGACAUCGCCUAUUUAACAGAUUUGUUUACAAAAUUUAUGAUGGUUAAUUUGCAACUACAAGGCGACAGUUUAAAUUUGAUUAAAACACAGUCCAUCUUAUCAGCGUUUAUUGGCAGAGUUAAACUAAUGAAGCAAAAUAUUGGGAAUUUUCUCAGUUCCCCAAUUUGUCACAGACAAGCUGCCAGGAAGACGACGUUUCAACUUACGUUCAACAUUUAAAUGCCCUCUAUUCAGAUUUUGAAUCUGGGUUUGAGGAUAUUUUGACUAUGGUAAUACCACCGUGGAUAAUUAAUCCAUAUAGUGACAUAGAAGAAACGAAUGUCAUAAUACAAGAGGAACUGACUGAACUAAGUACAAACGAAGAACUUAAGGUUCAGUUUAAAAACGGAUAUCAGCAAUUCUGGCUGCAAAACAACAUACCCGUUACUUAUCCCAUCUCAAUGAAGAAAAAACGCAUACCUCGACUGCAUCGAGUAAAUCGUAUACAGAUCACAUUGACUUUUGUGCCUUUCAACAUGUUGUCAUUCAUAGAUCCAAACCUUUGGAUCACCUACAAUCAGAUACCUCCAACAUAA